AUGGCGAGAAAGAUGCUAAUUGAUGGGGAGGUAGGCAAUUCUACUGAAGAAGAGGCUCACUAUGACUUUGAUUUGUUUGUGAUUGGGGCUGGAAGUGGAGGUGUCCGGGCUGCUCGUUUUUCCUCUCAGUAUGGAGCUAAGAAGGUUGGGAUUUGCGAGCUUCCUUUUCAUCCAAUCAGUUCAGAAGUCAUAGGAGGAGUUGGUGGAACAUGUGUCAUACGUGGUUGUGUUCCUAAAAAGAUUUUGGUGUAUGGGGCUUCCUUUGGGCCUGAACUUGAGGAUGCCAGGAAUUAUGGGUGGGAAGUAAAUGAGAAGAUUGAUUUCAAUUGGAAGAAACUUUUGCAAAAGAAGACAGAGGAAAUAGUCCGGCUAAAUGGAAUCUACAAGCGAUUACUUUCAAAUGCAGGGGUUAAACUCUUUGAAGGAGAGGGGAAGGUAGUUGGUCCCAAUGACGUAGAAGUGACACAACUGGAUGGCACUAAAUUGUGCUAUUCAGCAAAGCACAUAUUGAUUGCAACUGGCAGUAGGGCUCAACGUCCACCUAUUCCUGGACAGGAGUUGGCUAUAACUUCUGAUGAGGCUUUGAGCUUGGAUGAGUUACCCAAGCAUGUUGUCAUACUUGGUGGAGGGUACAUUGCUGUUGAGUUUGCUUCUAUAUGGCGUGGAAUGGGUGCCACAGUGGAUCUAUGCUUCAGAAAGGAACUUCCAUUGAGAGGUUUUGAUGACGAAAUGAGAACACUGGUUGCAAGAAACCUGGAAGGCAGGGGAAUUAAUUUGCACCCACGGACAUCCUUGACAGAGCUGGUUAAAACAGAAGAUGGCAUAAAAGCUGUCACUGACCAUGGUGAAGAAUUGGUGGCUGAUGUUGUACUAUUUGCCACUGGUCGGGCUCCUAACACAAAGAGGCUAAAUUUGGAUGCUGUAGGUGUUGAGCUUGACAGGGCAGGAGCUGUGAAGGUUGACGAGUACUCACGCACCAGCAUACCUAGCAUAUGGGCCAUUGGUGAUGUUACAAAUCGCAUAAAUCUCACUCCUGUGGCCUUAAUGGAAGGGACCUGUUUCGCAAAAACUGUUUUUGGUGGAGAGCCUAGCAAACCGGACUAUAGUAACGUACCUUGUGCCGUGUUCUGCAUACCACCUCUUUCUGUAGUUGGACUAAGCGAAGAAGAGGCUAUAGCGCAAGCAAAGGGUGAUAUCUUGGUUUUUACAUCAACAUUUAAUCCUAUGAAGAACACCAUUUCAGGACGGCAAGAGAAGACGGGUAUGAAGCUUAUUGUUGAUGCUGAAACGGAUAAAGUUCUUGGUGCAUCCAUGUGUGGGCCAGAUGCAGCUGAGAUUAUGCAGGGUAUUGGCAUUGCACUCAAGUGUGGAGCAACCAAAGCACAAUUUGACAGCACGGUGGGUAUUCACCCUUCUGCUGCAGAAGAAUUUGUGACAAUGAGGUCAGUGACUAGGCGUAUCGCUGUUAGUAAACCAAAGACAAACCUCUAAAGAAUUUGAAACAGGGUUAGGGAUAAAGCAUACCACAUGGUUGGAAGUGGUACUUGGGUUCAUGCAAUUAGAAGGUUGAAAAGAGCAGACUUUGGUAGUAGGUUUAGCAGAAUAAAAGAUUUUUUUGUCCUCAAGAAACUGAAGCAGCUUUAAUGUCAAACAAUUGUGAUUCUGAGGACAAUAUUGUUAUUCAGUGCAAUUGCAUAAGACUAAUGGAGUGAUGGGAAAAAAAGGGAAAUUGAAACAUACAUUGUUGGUUAUAUGAAAUGGUCUGUGUUUUUGAAUCUUUCCCCCCCUUUUAUAUUGUAUAUUUUCUUCCUCGAAUAAGAUUGGGGUUACUGGUAAGAUAGUUGUAUGUCUGAAUAAAUUGUGAUUAUUAAACAAUGUUACA
Molecule: messenger RNA, 1882 nt
Organism: Ilex paraguariensis (yerba mate)
Lineage: Eukaryota; Viridiplantae; Streptophyta; Magnoliopsida; Aquifoliales; Aquifoliaceae
Source: the annotation of a GenBank genome assembly